UCUGGAUUCCGGAAGCUCCUUCCCCUGGAGGUGAUCCAGGGGGUCCACCUGCCCUCACCCCUGGGAAUUCAGGAAAGACUUCAGUGAUUUCUCCUCCCACCUUCCAGCUAAGAGAUGGGAAUUGAGGGGACCCCUUCCCCUGGAGGUCCUGCCCCAGAAGCUGCCUGCACAUCCACGCCUGAAAUGCGGCGCUCAGUCCUGGUCAGGAACCCAGGCCACAAAGGCCUGAGACCCGUUUAUGAAGAGCUUGACUCUGAUUCCGAGGACCUAGACCCCAAUCCUGAAGAUCUGGACCCCGUUUCUGAAGACCCAGAGCCUGAUCCUGAAGACCUCAACACUGUCCCGGAAGACGUGGACCCCAGCUAUGAAGAUCUGGAGCCCGUCUCGGAGGAUCUGGACCCCGACGCCGAAGCUCCGGGCUCGGAACCCCAAGAUCCCGACCCCAUGUCCUCGAGUUUCGACCUCGAUCCAGAUGUGAUUGGCCCCGUACCCCUGAUUCUCGAUCCUAACAGCGACACCCUCAGCCCCGGCGAUCCAAACGUGGACCCCAUCUCCCCUGGCCUUACUGCCACCCCCCAGGUCUUGGCCACCAGCCCCGCGGUGCUUCCCGCACCCGCCAGCCCGCCCCGGCCCUUCUCCUGCCCGGAUUGCGGGCGAGCCUUCCGCCGCAGCUCCGGGCUAAGCCAGCAUCGCCGCACCCACAGUGGUGAGAAGCCGUACCGCUGCCCCGACUGCGGGAAGUCCUUCAGCCACGGUGCUACCCUGGCGCAGCACCGUGGCAUCCACACCGGGGCGCGGCCAUACCAGUGCGCGGCCUGCGGCAAGGCCUUCGGCUGGCGCUCCACGCUGCUGAAACAUCGCAGCAGCCACAGCGGGGAGAAGCCGCACCACUGCCCGGUGUGUGGCAAGGCCUUCGGGCACGGCUCGCUCCUGGCGCAGCACCUGCGCACGCACGGCGGCCCGAGGCCCCACAAGUGCCCGGUGUGCGCCAAGGGCUUCGGCCAGGGCUCUGCGCUCCUCAAACACCUGCGCACGCACACGGGCGAGCGGCCCUACCCGUGUCCGCAGUGCGGCAAGGCCUUCGGGCAGAGCUCGGCGCUGCUGCAGCACCAGCGCACACACACGGCGGAACGCCCCUACCGCUGCCCCCACUGCGGCAAAGCCUUUGGGCAGAGCUCCAACUUGCAACACCACCUGCGCAUCCACACGGGCGAGCGGCCCUACGCCUGCCCGCACUGCUCCAAGGCCUUCGGGCAGAGCUCAGCGCUGCUCCAGCACCUGCACGUGCAUUCGGGCGAGCGUCCCUAUCGCUGUCAGCUCUGCGGGAAGGCCUUUGGCCAGGCCUCCAGCCUCACCAAGCACAAACGGGUGCAUGAGGGUGCAGCCGCUGCUGCAGCUGCUGCGGCUGCUGCAGCUGCAGCAGCGGCCGCCGGCCUGGGCCUAGGGCCUGGCCUAAGCCCUGCAUCCAUGAUGAGGCCGGGGCAGGUAUCCCUCCUGGGUUCUGAUGCUGUUUCUGUGCUCGGCUCUGGCUUGGGCCUCAGCUCUGGCACCAGCUCUGGCCGUAGCCCUGACCCUGGCUCUGGGCCGGGCACUCUGCCAGAUCCCAGUUCCAAACCCCUCCCUGGCUCCAGAUCCACCCCCAGCCCUACUCCUGUGGAAUCUUCUGACCCGAAGGCUGGGCACGACGCUGGUCCUGACCUUGUGCCCAGCCCAGACCCUGAUCCUGCACCCAGCCCAGACCCUGAUCCUGUGCCCAGCGCUGAUCCCAACCCUAUGUCCCACCGUGACCCCUGCUCUCCCACUGGUGACACUAUCAGCCCAGCCCUCCCUACUGGCAAGAGUCCACAGUGGGUACAGGAGCAAGGGGCACUGCUGGGGCCUGAUGGCUGAAGGGGACUCGGGCAUCCUUGGGGGCCUGGGGAAGUUGUGUGUUGUGCAGUUAGUAAAAUCCUCCCACUGCCUCCGG
Molecule: messenger RNA, 1966 nt
Organism: Rhinopithecus roxellana (golden snub-nosed monkey)
Lineage: Eukaryota; Metazoa; Chordata; Mammalia; Primates; Cercopithecidae
Gene: ZNF358
Product: zinc finger protein 358
Exons: 2
Coding region: 115-1890 (591 amino acids)
Biological process (GO): regulation of transcription by RNA polymerase II
Cellular component (GO): nucleus
Molecular function (GO): RNA polymerase II cis-regulatory region sequence-specific DNA binding; DNA-binding transcription factor activity
Source: RefSeq, a predicted model, not a curated record